Messenger RNA from Seminavis robusta, 1815 nucleotides. The record is from the annotation of a GenBank genome assembly. Lineage: Eukaryota; Bacillariophyta; Bacillariophyceae; Naviculales; Naviculaceae.
AUGAUGUCGAAUAUAUCUCGUCGCAGGCUAUCUCAAGCAGCAAUCUACUUUCUCCCAUUCUCGUCAAGGUCAAGGACAGCGUAUGCUGCUUCCAACUAUCCCAAGAAUUCCCUUUUGUUUUCACCUGCCAAACGACGGAUUUUCCGAGGCGUACAAUCCUUUUCGACAAAAUCUACCAGCAACACCAACUCAGCUGCUGGCCCAGAGGUGUUAUCGGCGUUGCAGAAUUUGGCAUUUCGACUAGAAGAAUGGGAGCCCAAUCUAUCCGAGCGUGAGCCUUUGUCAUCAUCUGCUACCUCCCUAAUUGCCAGCCCAGCAUCGUCCGUAUUACAAACUACCGAUGACAACAGCACACCCGUGCGUUCCAUAGAAGAAUAUGCAAGCCUCUUUUGCACUGGGUAUGUUCAACUGCCUCCCCUCAAACUGGGAUGGAAUGCAACGGCCUUGGCGUCUCCACAAGACGACAUUCCGACUUGGGAGUGUCCGCGCAGCGCCGCACUCCUGUUUCUGGCUCAAGACUGCGGGCCCCCCAGCAGCACAGCUUCCAUUUCGACUGUUGUGGAACAGUUGCAAAAUCGUCAUAAUCAACAAGACGACAACAACUCUACUACUACUGCUGCUCUACUGCUGCAACAACUAAAGCUACUCUGGACUCCCAAAUUUGAAGAAAUCUUCCAAAUUCUAAUAGAGAAUAAUUCACAAGAGACACUCGCCAUGCUGGUGGCGCUACGAGGGGAUUUAUUGCAACUCUUGUCGGUGUUACCAAAACAACAAAGUCAACAAUCACUCAAACAGUCUCUGAUGCAACUGGAGAAUCAUUUGAGAAGACUCUUGUCCGCUUGGUUUAGUCCAGGAAUGCUACAGGUUCGUCGCUUCACCUAUGAGACAACCUCGGCAGGCCUCAUUGAAAAGAUUGCCAUCAAGGAAAAGGUUCAUCCCAUGAAAUCCUUGGACGAUUUACGGCGUCGAUUGGGACCAAGACGACGGGUCUUUGGUCUCUUUCAUCCACUCCUUCCAAAUGAACCUCUCGUCAUUUUGCAUGUGCAUUUGGAAACCAAGCAGAACGAUGAUGCAAAAAGUCAUAUUCCCUCUACCAUGCAACAUGUGUUGCAAGAAGAUGACGACAGGACGGAAUUGGACUCACAACCAACAGUCGCUACGUUUUACUCCAUAUCCAAUACACAACAGGGCCUGACCAGGGGUCUAGGCCUCGGGGAGUUCCUUAUCAAACAAGCGGUGCAACAACUGAAACAAGAGUUUCAUUCGGGAAGCAUAGGGACAUUCGUCACCCUCUCGCCCAUGCCAGGGUUUCGGAAAUGGGUGGAGGAUUUGGUGGCAUCAUCAGUAUUGGAGACAAACGAAGACGACCAGCAAAUGUCCAAGCGACUAUCGGAUCAUUGGGAUCUUCCUAGCACUACUGUGGAAGAUAUAAUAUCCAAGCGUCCAUUAUUGGAGCAGCUCUUGAUGGAUACCAAAAGUGGUGGCAGUGGUGCGGAAUCAAUCCAAGAGCAGCUAGAAUCGCUGCAACCUACACUGAUGCACCUGGCGGCUCACUACUUGGUAGUGGCCAAAAAUGUGCGUUCGGGCAAACCGUUGGAUCCAGUCACUGGCUUUCAUGUUCACAAUGGUGCAGAGGUUUUCCGCAUCAACUAUGCAGCCGAUAUUUCGUCCAAGGGCCUCUUACGAAGCUUUGGCGUCAUGGUGAAUUACCGCUACCAGUUGGACAAGAUAGAAUCCAACAAGGCUGCCUUUGAAUCGUCCCACUUUCAAGACGUGCCCAUGACGAGCAUGGUUCAAGACCUGCUACUACUCUAG